AUGUUCCCUGGUAAUUACAAUAAUCGACCUCCUCCACAACAAGGAGGGGGGUAUAGUUACAACUACAAUUAUAACUAUAACUAUGGACCACCACCAGGAACUCCACCAGGAUACCCACCCUAUAACAACUAUGCUCCACCACCAGGAACUCCACCAGGAUACCCACCCUAUAACAACUAUGCUCCACCACCUGGUCCUCCUCCACCUCAAGGUGGCUAUUAUUCUCGCCCACCUGGUCCACCCCCCUCUGGAGAUUAUUCACGUCCUCCAGGCCCACCACCUUCCGGAGGAUAUUCUAGUCCACCUGGCCCGCCACCUUCUGGUGACUAUGCACGUCCACCUGGCCCGCCACCCACUGCAUCAUAUCAAUCAAACUAUUCCCGUCCUCCAGGUCCACCACCUGGAACACCCCAAAGGACAACCUUGUACGAACCAUCGCAAAAUGAUUAUCAUAAUCUUCCAUCAGGGCCCCAAAGUUUUGGUCAAAAUACCAAUUUUUCUUUCCAAUAUUCCCGUUGUAAUGGACGUAAGAAGGCAUUACUUAUAGGUAUAAACUACUUUGGAACCAAACAAGAAUUAAAAGGAUGUAUUAAUGACGUGAAAAAUAUGAGUCAAUUCUUGGUUUCUCGAUGGGGAUAUAAAUGGGAUGAUAUAGUUAUCUUAACUGAUGAUCAACGAGAAAUGGCCCGAGUCCCAACUAAGGCCAAUAUAAUCCGAGCAAUGCAAUGGUUGGUCAAGGAUGCUAGACCUAAUGAUUCGCUUGUUUUCCAUUAUUCCGGGCAUGGUGGGGUGACUGAAGAUUUAGAUGGUGAUGAAGAGAGUGGAUAUGAUGACGUGAUAUAUCCUUUGGAUUUCGAACAGAAUGGACAUAUUGUGGAUGAUGAUAUGCAUGCUAUUAUGGUGAUGCCCUUGCCCGCUGGUUGUCGUUUGACUGCUUUGUAUGAUUCUUGUCAUUCGGGAACGGCAUUGGAUUUACCAUAUGUUUAUUCUACUAAGGGUUUAAUUAAAGAACCUAAUAUGUUGAAAGAUGCUGGUUCUGGAACUCUUAAUGCGUUUAUGCAAUAUCAAAGAGGUAAUAUUGGAGGAGCAAUUUCUUCAAUCAGUAGUGUUAUCAAAAGAGCUACAAAACUGGGAAGUGUAGAUAGAAAUAGGGUUAUACAAAUGAAAGCAUCUCCUGCUGAUGUCAUUUCAAUUUCAGGAUGUAAAGAUGAUCAAACAUCUGCAGAUUCUAAAGAAGGUGGACAAUCUACCGGUGCAAUGUCAUGGUCUUUUAUUAAAGUGUUAAAUGAUUAUCCUCAUCAAACAUAUUUAUCAUUAUUGAAUAAUAUGAGAACACUUUUAAGUGAGAAAUAUUCUCAAAAACCUCAAUUGAGUUGUUCACAUCCUCAAGAUAUGAACAUUGAGUUUAUUAUGUAG
This is a messenger RNA of Hemisphaericaspora subhashii, 1416 nucleotides long. RefSeq names its product caspase family protein. Gene Ontology annotation, biological process: proteolysis. Lineage: Eukaryota; Fungi; Ascomycota; Pichiomycetes; Serinales; Debaryomycetaceae. The record is from RefSeq and is a predicted model, not a curated record. The transcript has a single exon. Gene Ontology annotation, molecular function: cysteine-type endopeptidase activity. The coding region runs from base 1 to 1416 and encodes 471 amino acids.